This is a messenger RNA of Phanerochaete carnosa HHB-10118-sp, 918 nucleotides long. RefSeq lists its product as uncharacterized. Bases 1 to 918 code for a protein of 305 amino acids. The transcript is spliced from 4 exons. NCBI's taxonomy places the organism in Eukaryota, Fungi, Basidiomycota, Agaricomycetes, Polyporales, Phanerochaetaceae. The record is from RefSeq and is a predicted model, not a curated record.
AUGUGGUAUGAGAGCUCCGUCGUUGUCAGAAUAAGCCUAGCGGGUGGACGACUGCGAGUCCCUUACUUGCGUCUGGCCUCAGCUGGAACCCGCACUGCGCGUGAAGCAAUCUCCCUCGCGGAGCAAGAGCCCCAGCGCUUAUUUAAUUUCGGUGUACCCGGCUCCUUCGGUCCUUCCCCGACGCCCGCUUCAAUAAACUCAGUCUUUAAUGUUUAUUUUUUCCUUCCUGCGUUGGGCCGGUUCGAAGGCCAACGGCCCCUAAUCUCAUUUGCCGCCUACGACUCGGACCCCAUUCUGGGACGCGAGCAAUCGGGAGUGGAUUAUCCCGUCGUUAUCGAGGCGUGCUAUGUCAUUGAUAAUAACAAGAAAGGCUUCAUUUCCUCCACCCGCGACUGUGAAGGGCGUAUGCCUGACAUGACUCGAGUCCUUGUGCCUGGUGAGUACUUCUACGUCGUUACCGACUCGGACAUAAACAAGACGUACGAAGUGGUCGCUUCACUCCAUGAUUGGUGCUUUCCUGGAAGUAUUCCAGCUCGCUGGAUGUCUGCAUUCCGCAGCGCUUCCCCGAAACCGGAAAGAUACACAAACGUCUACAGUACGCCGCGAAUGGCGCAGACAGUGGAGGGACAGGAUCGUGCAUACCUUCUUACCAGGUAUCUCGAAGUACAACACCUCGGAGAGGAUAUCCCUACCAGCAGCAAUGGUUUAGCUCUCCGCAAGGAUAUUUCUCUCGUAUCUGACGCCCACUCUUUCGUGCUCGCCAUCAGGGAUGGUGUUGUCGUCUGGCAUUUUUGGGAUUUUAGCGAACAACUUGCCUACAUCUACCAAAACGUCAUCGUCAAAGUCCCGAGCGAGGUUUCUCCCGAGCUAUUAUACGCGCGCUUUACUCUGGCCACCAUCAAGAAAGCGAGCUUUUAG